Messenger RNA from Macrosteles quadrilineatus (aster leafhopper), 681 nucleotides. Its product is annotated as THAP domain-containing protein 1-like. The transcript is spliced from 2 exons. The record is from RefSeq and is a predicted model, not a curated record. The coding region runs from base 25 to 633 and encodes 202 amino acids. NCBI's taxonomy places the organism in Eukaryota, Metazoa, Arthropoda, Insecta, Hemiptera, Cicadellidae.
UUCGAUUCGGGCUUAAAAUGGAAAAUGGUCGUGUCUUGUUCCGCGUUUAAUUGCACCAACAGAGCCCAGAAAGGCACUGGUAUUUCGUUUCACAAAUUUCCACAUCAUGAUCCCGACCUAUUAAAGAAAUGGGUUUUGUCAAUGAAGAGAAAGAAAUUCACUCCUUCAAAGUACAGCAGACUGUGUAGUAAGCAUUUCACACAAGAAAGCUACCAACUACGGCCUAAUGCUAGCUACCCCCUGCUAAAAGAGGAUGCUGUACCUACAGUAUUUGAUUUUCCUCCGCAUCUGAAGAAAUCUUCCCCCCAAGAAAGCAGAAUCAUUAAACCUGGAAUUGCACAGCAAGACAUAUCAGGCACUUCAGCAGACACAUCCUUCAGUCCUCCUUCUCCUUGUUCAAAAAGUGUACAGCAAGAAAGUGUAAAACAAACAAAUACUGCUUCGCUGACAAUACUAAGACUUAGACAUGAAGUAAAGAUCGUUAAACAACGUUUAAAAAGACGCGAUGAGAAAAUAAAAUCAAUGAAACACGUGAUAUUGACUUUGAAGAAAAAGUGUAAACUUAUUGCACCAGAAAGUCUUACUCAGUGUCACUGUGUCAGGCCUAGCUUAGCUUCUAGCACUGAGGUCUGAGAUUUAUUUAUUCAACGGUAACAACCAUUUACACUAUAACGUUUAAAU